Molecule: messenger RNA, 1024 nt
Organism: Aspergillus eucalypticola CBS 122712
Lineage: Eukaryota; Fungi; Ascomycota; Eurotiomycetes; Eurotiales; Aspergillaceae
Product: bifunctional phosphatidyl-N-methylethanolamine N-methyltransferase/phosphatidyl-N-dimethylethanolamine N-methyltransferase
Exons: 5
Coding region: 34-870 (278 amino acids)
Biological process (GO): phosphatidylcholine biosynthetic process
Molecular function (GO): S-adenosylmethionine-dependent methyltransferase activity
Source: RefSeq, a predicted model, not a curated record
CCUCAUCUCCCCAUCUUCUAACCUCCCUUCCUCAUGGCUUCCUUGUCCAACUUUAUCGACUUCUCCCAGCCGUCCCUCCAAUGGGCCGCGCUGUCAAUCGCCUUUAACCCUAUUUUCUGGAACAUUGUCGCCCGUGCUGAGUAUCGGAGUCACUUCUUGACUCGUAUAUUCGGUAAUGCCUACUACGGCUGCUACUUCCUUGCCGUCACCAUCUUCAGUCUGGGAAUUCUGCGAGAUCAUGUCUACCAAGUGGCCCUGGAAGACCAACCUUACUAUGCCCCUGUGCACCAACCCGUCCUCGGCGGCCUUCUCUUCGCCUUCGGCUCCGUCCUCGUCCUGUCCAGCAUGUAUGCCCUCGGUGUCACCGGCACCUACCUUGGCGACUACUUCGGUAUCCUGAUGGAUGCGCCUGUCACCGGCUUCCCCUUCAACGUCACUGGUUCCCCCAUGUACUGGGGCAGUACCCUGAACUUUUUGGGCGUUGCUCUCUACAAGGGCAAGGUGGCGGGCGUCUUCCUGACGGCCGAGGUCUUCAUCCUGUACUGGUUCGCUCUCCAGUGGGAGGAGUCCCUUCACGGCGGAAAUCUACGCCAAGCGGGAACGCGAGCGUGCCAAAUCCAAGCGCGGCGGCAAGAGCUUGUAAGCCGAGACUUCACGGGAAUCUAUGUCCAGGGGUCUGGAUUACCGCCCAUUUGCCUCCCGCCAGUGGAGCUUGGACCUUUCGACAUCAUUCCAGUCUCGCCAGUCCCUGAGUGGAAACACAGAGCUCGCCAAGCUACUGUUCUGAGUCUACACGGGGCUGCAAAUCAUGGUCGGCUAGGCAGUCUGGUUGUGUCCAGUGAGAAGUGGAAGGAAGGGGUGGAGAGUUAGAACGAGAGCGAGAGCAUGGGGCAGGAUAGGGGAGGCAAUAGCAAUAACAACUGGCUACGUAUAGCCACUGAGAAGGAACGAAAGAAAAAUGAAAGUGGGGUUACAUUGAGAUGCUCAGAUAGAACGGAGAAGAAAAAUCACUACAACAUUGACC